CUAACCCCAUUUGCAAGAAAAGCGACAGCAUAUCCCAGAAGAAUGCGCAGAAGGAGCGUCUUCCAUCUACACGUGAAAAAGGAAAACCCAUCUGUGCAGAACAAAAACUGCAUACGCAUCGAAUUCCGCCCGGGAGUGGGGGGAGAAGAAGCGUUGCUCUGGUCAAGGGAGCUACGUACAAAACAUUUGCAGAGAGGAUAAACUGCCGCGUCGAACGAGUCCACGGGCAGGAAAUCAAAGCGAGUCUCUACGAUCUCUUCAAAAAUGAGAGCGGUAUCCACCAAGUGAAGAGGGUUCCCCAGAAUGAGUCCAAGGGAAAAAUCCACUCCUCCACGGCCACGAUUGCAGUUUUCCUGCACGAAGAGGAAUACAGGAAGGACGAAGUCAAUUUGAAGGACUUGAGGAUUACGACCUUCCGGUCGAGCAAGCCGGGCGGGCAAAACGUCAACAAGAUUGAAUCAGGUGUGUCCAUCCUGCACAAGCCAACGGGGAUACUGACCGAAUGUCAAGAGGAAAGGACUCAAGAAAUGAACAAAAAAAUUGCCAUGAAAAGGUUAACUCAGAAAAUUUUCCAACUUCGGCAUAAGCAAAGUGAGGAACAGCUCCGGAGAGAACGAGCCAAACUGAUAAAAAAUAGUAACCGGAGCAGUCGCAUCAGGACGUACAACAUCUUCAGGGGGUAUAUAACUGACCAUGUGACGAAGCGGAAGCUGGACUUGAUGUACUUCGUAAAGGUAAAGUUGGAGUUUUUACUGAAUGUGGAUCGGUAGGCAGGUUGUUAGCAGG
Molecule: messenger RNA, 786 nt
Organism: Plasmodium cynomolgi strain B
Lineage: Eukaryota; Apicomplexa; Aconoidasida; Haemosporida; Plasmodiidae
Product: peptide chain release factor 1
Exons: 7
Biological process (GO): translational termination
Molecular function (GO): translation release factor activity
Source: RefSeq, a predicted model, not a curated record